Messenger RNA from Otolemur garnettii (small-eared galago), 3660 nucleotides. It is a transcript of the gene SPHK2, whose product is annotated as sphingosine kinase 2. The record is from RefSeq and is a predicted model, not a curated record. The transcript has 5 exons. Lineage: Eukaryota; Metazoa; Chordata; Mammalia; Primates; Galagidae. Gene Ontology annotation, biological process: positive regulation of apoptotic process; sphingosine biosynthetic process; sphinganine-1-phosphate biosynthetic process. Bases 1040 to 2998 code for a protein of 652 amino acids. Gene Ontology annotation, cellular component: intracellular membrane-bounded organelle; membrane; cytoplasm.
AGUGCAAGUCAGGGGGUGGAGCAGACACCCUGGGCUUGCAGGAGCUGCCCAGGACAGGGGGCAGAGGUAAUUCUGGAAGGCGAGUCCACAGAUGGGGGUGUGUUUGGGCUGUUCUGGGCCUGGGGAAGGUAAGGGGCAGGAGUUGGUAGUUAGCUGGGCGGGGCAGUGAGGAACAAAGGUGAGCAGAAAGGAGGAGGCAGAAGCUGGGCAGAGGGCAGGGGAGAGCCUUUGGGGAAGGGACCUCAGUCCCAGCUCCCACCCCCUCCCUGGAGAGCAGGCGGCCAGACACCCAGGUCAGUGCUCAGGGACCAGCUCUUGGCCCCUAUCCGUUGCAGGUGCUUGCAUGUAGCUCCUCUCUGACCCCUUAGUCCCUCUGUGUCACAUCCGUUUUCUCUAGCUGUCUGCAUUCCUACUUCCUGCCUCUCCUCCCUGCUCUUCUUCUGUUAAGUUUCUCUCUGGGGUGAGAAACUCUUAUUCUCAAGUAUCUUCUUAUCCCAGCUGUUUGUCUUCUCCCAGUGUUUCUCUGGCUGUCAGACCUUCCCCUCUUUUGUUUGUGUGUAACCUGUUCACUACACCUGGAGGUGAUUCCAUAUGUGGUGUCUCAGUGGUUGCAUAUCUAUCUCUGCUUAGGUCUCCAUCAUCCAGUCCUCCUCCUGUGCCUUAAUUUUCUCCAAAGAAAAUUUACCACACUGUAUAUUUUACUCCUUUAUCUUGUUUUUCUGUUUUCUGAUUCGAAUAUAAACCCCAUGAAGGCAGGGAUUGUUGUCUGUUUUGUUCCCUGCUGUGUUUGCAGGGCCACUAGCAUUACAAUUGCACAUAGAGGGAAGUAAAUACUUAUUUGGAGAAUAAAUGAACAUUUAGAUUCCUGGGUCUCUGGGCCCUUCAGGAUGUUGGCCUUCCUGCCCAGCUCAUCUCUGCCCUGCAUCCUCAGGCUCUCCCCACACUUGUCUGGGCCUGUCUGUCUUUGGUGUUGCUGUCUCACCUGCCACCUCCCCCUCAUUGUCUCCUCUCCACAGGCCCUUCCCCUCCUACACUCACCAUGGGGGUCCUGAACUCUGACCCCUGCCCUCCUACCUUCCCACAGAGGCCGGACCAGGAGCUGACUGGGAGCUGGGGCCACAGGCCUAGGAGCACCCUGGACAAGGCUGAGGCCAUGGCCCCGCCACCACCGCCAUUGUCUGCCAUCACUCCGCUCCUACAUGGCGAGUUUGGCUCCUACCCAGCCCGUGGCCCACGCUUCGCCCUCACUCUCACAUCACAGGCCCUGCACAUACAGCGGCUGCGUCCAAAACCUGAAGCCCGGCCUCGUGGUGGCCUGGUCCCACUGGCUGAGGUCUCAGGCUGCUGCACCCUGCGAAGCCGCAGCCCCUCAGACUCAGCAGCCUACUUCUGCAUCUACACCUACCCUCGGGGCCGGCGUGGGGGCCGGCGCAGAGCCACCCGCACCUUCCAGGCAGAUGGGGCAGCCACUUAUGAAGAGAAUCGAGCUGAGGCCCAGCGCUGGGCCAUUGCCCUCACAUGUCUGCUCCGAGGACUGCCGCUGCCUGGGGAUGGGGAGAUCACUCCUGAGCUUCUGCCGAGGCCACCUCGAUUGCUCCUGCUGGUCAAUCCGGCUGGGGGGCGGGGCCUGGCCUGGCAGUGGUGUAGGAACCACGUGCUGCCCAUGAUUUCUGAAGCUGGACUAUCUUUCAACCUCAUACAGACAGAACGACAGAACCACGCCCGGGAGCUGGUCCAGGGACUGUGCCUGAGUGAGUGGGAUGGCAUUGUCACGGUCUCAGGAGAUGGGCUGCUCUAUGAGGUGCUGAACGGGCUCCUAGAUCGCCCCGACUGGGAAGAGGCUGUGAAGAUGCCUGUUGGUAUUCUCCCUUGUGGCUCAGGCAAUGCGCUGGCCGGAGCAGUGAACCAGCGUGGGGGGUUUGAGCCAGCCCUGGGUCUCGACUUGCUGCUCAAUUGCUCACUGCUGCUCUGCCGGGGUGGUGGCCACCCACUGGACCUGCUCUCCGUGACACUGGCCUCAGGCUCCCGCUGUUUCUCCUUCCUGUCUGUGGCCUGGGGCUUCGUAUCUGAUGUGGAUAUCCAAAGCGAGCGCUUCAGGGCCCUAGGUAGUGCCCGUUUCACACUGGGCACAGUGCUGGGCCUUGCCACCCUGCAUACCUACCGUGGACGCCUCUCCUAUCUCCCUGCCACUGGGGAGCCUGCCUCACCCACCUCCACCCAUGGCCUGCCCCGAGCCAAGUCAGAGCUGACCCUGGCCCCAGACUCAGCCCCACCUGUGGCCCACUCACCCCUGCAUCGCUCAGUUUCUGACCUGCCCCUGCCCCUGCCUCAGCCUGCCCUAGCUUCCCCUGACUCUCCUGAACCCCUGCCCAUCCUGUCCCUCAAUGGUGGGGGCCCAGAGCUAGCUGGGGACUGGGGUGGGGCUGGGGAUGCUCCACUGUCCCCAGAUCCUCUGCUGUCCUCACCCAAGGCAGCUCUACUCUCACCUAUUAACAAAGAUCCUCCAGAAACCCCCCCAUCUUCUGGCCUCCCGCCUCCCAACCCUGAUGCCCCAGUAGCAGUCUCUACCUGGGGCCCACCCGACCACUUGCUGCCUCCACUGGGCACUCCGCUGCCCCAAAACUGGGUGACCCUGGAAGGAGACUUUGUGCUCAUGCUGGCCAUAUCCCCUAGCCACCUGGGCGCAGACCUAGUAGCGGCUCCCCACGCACGUUUUGACGAUGGCCUGGUGCAUCUGUGUUGGGUGCGAAGUGGCAUCUCACGGGCCACAUUACUGCGCCUUUUCCUGGCCAUGGAGCGUGGUAGCCACUUCACCAUGGGCUGUCCGCAGCUGGGCUACGCUGCAGCCCGUGCCUUCCGCCUCGAGCCGCUCACCCCUCGCGGUGUGCUUACAGUGGACGGGGAGCAGGUGGAGUAUGGGCCACUGCAGGCGCAGAUGCAUCCUGGCCUCGGUACACUGCUCACUGGGCCUCCUGGUUGUCUUGAGCGGGAGCCCUGAACCUAAUCAAACUUGGGGCCCGCCAGAGGCGGGCCUACAUUCCAGGAGAGCAGAGCCUGCGCUGGGGGCUUAGGCCAGGCUGCCAAAUUUGGGAUAGUGGUUCCCUUGUGCAAGGGCUCUCGCCCUAUCUCAGGAUUGCACCCGCCCUCAGGUUACUGGAUGUGAUGCUGGAGGGUGGUCUGAAUUUCAUGGGUUGGUGUCAUCAAGGUUAGAUGUAAAUGGCCUCAUCCCAAGAGUAGUGCCUGACUAGGAGGGUGGGGCCUGGCGUUCAAAGAUUUGGCCGCCCUUAGUGGGUGGAGUUAAUUCAGACCCUAGCAACCAGAUGGAUAGAAGCCCGGGCGGCUGAGGGCGGAGCCUAUCUUACGUGUUGCCCAUUGACGGUGCCUGGAAUGUACGAGCCUAAGGGUAGGCCUUAGUUAACUGGCCAGUCAGGGCCCGGGUCUCGGCCUGUCCACUCCCGUGCCUCCACUUAACUGGCCGAUCAGCCCAGAAAGGGCAGGUUCCCUGGGGCCGGCGUUCGGAUUUGCACUAAUGUUCCUCCUCCGCGAGUGAGGGUUAGAAAAUUCACAUCCCCUGUUCUGUCUCACGUGCGUCCUCAAUUCCCAAUCUAAAAAGCAAUUGAAAAGGUCUAUGCAAUAAAGACAGUCGCUUCAUUCCUCCCA